CGCAUACUGCUUGUCCCGUGAAGACAUCUCGCCUUGUAACUUAGACGACGCUCUCUCGCUAGGCGUUCACCACUCUCAUUUUCUUGUCCUUCAUAGGGCGUUCGUCCCUUGGACUUGUCUUGCUGCUUGUCUUGCCAGGACGACGGCACUCGACGUGUAACGAUGGCUUCAUCUACGAACAUCAAGGUCGUAUGUCGGUUUCGACCAACUAACGCAAUAGAACAACGAGAAGGUGGAGAGGUUGUGGUAGAAUUCGAUGAGAACCUGCGGACGGUGCACAUGAAGUCCGCCCAGGUCAUGGCUGGACCGGAAAAGGAUGGCUUCACGUUCGACCGCGUCUUUCCAUCAGGCACGAAACAACACGAAGUGUUCGAUUACGGUGUGAAAGAUAUUGUAAGGGAUGUUUUGGACGGAUAUAAUGGCACGGUCUUCGCAUAUGGACAGACUGGAAGUGGAAAGACUUUCACGAUGAUGGGUGCUGACAUAGACUCCCCAGACCUAAAAGGUCUUAUACCACGGAUAACGGAGCAAAUCUUUCAGUCUAUUGUAGAGUCAGACGCGCACCUAGAGUAUCUGGUCAAGGUGUCUUACAUGGAAAUCUAUCUGGAGCGCAUACGAGACUUGCUCGCACCACAAAACGACAACUUGCAAGUACACGAAGAGAAGUCGCGCGGUGUAUACGUGAAAAACCUGUCAGACUACUAUGUUAGUAGUGCGCGGGAGGUCUACGAAAUCAUGCGGCAGGGUGGCGCGGCACGAGUAGUGUCGUCAACUAACAUGAACGCGGAAUCGUCGCGAUCACAUUCUAUUUUCCUUAUCACCAUCAACCAGAAGAACAUCGACACGGGUGCCCAAAAGACUGGUAACUUGUACUUGGUCGAUUUGGCUGGUUCCGAGAAGGUUGGAAAGACUGGUGCUUCUGGACAGACUCUUGAGGAAGCCAAAAAGAUCAACAAAUCCCUCUCCGCCCUUGGCAUGGUUAUCAAUGCUCUCACUGACGGAAAGGCGAAGCACGUACCGUAUCGUGACUCCAAGCUGACUCGUAUCCUCCAAGAAUCGCUCGGUGGCAAUUCACGGACAACAUUGAUCAUCAACUGCUCGCCCUCAUCUUACAACGAGUCUGAGACUCUCUCCACCCUACGCUUUGGUAUCCGUGCCAAGUCUAUUAAGAACAGCGCUCGUGUCAACGCAGAGCUGUCUCCGCUCGAGCUCAAGGGCUUGCUUGCCAAAGCACAGGCUGCCAACACCAAGCACCAGCAGUACAUCGCUGCUCUCGAGGCAGAGCUCGCUGUCUGGCGCUCCGGCGGCCAUGUCGAGCAGCCCGAGUGGGCUACGUCCGACAAGGCAGGCGCUGCUCUUCCUAAGAAGACGCCCACAUCGCCGACGCCCUCGUCGACAAGGAGCAUGACGCCGGUCAACCCGACUCUAGAGGGUCUCCGCUCAGAGACGGACAGCCGACCGCAGACGCCGACUGUCGUCGGUUUGGACAAGGACGAGCGCGAGGAGUUCUUGAAACGGGAAAAUGAGCUGAGCGACCAGCUCGCGGAGAAGGAAUCUGCCUUUGCCGCAGCGAGGAAGCUUAUUGAGGAACUUCGCGAAGAGCUCACAUUCCUCAAGGAGCAGGAAACUUCACUCUCCAAGGAGAACAAGUCGAUGUCUGGCCAGCUCAACGAGCUCCGCUUGCAAGUGGAGAGACUCGACUACGACAACAAGGAGAGCAUUAUCAGUAUCGAUAUUCUCAAGGAGCAGAACCAGGAUGGCAAGAAUGAGCUCGAGGAGCUCAAGAAGACCAUUGCGGACUUGAAGGCUGCCCAGAAGGACUCCUCCGCUGAGGACAAGGAGAAGAGGAAGCAGGAGAAGAUGGCCUUGAUGAUGGCCAAGUUCGACACGCAAGGUACCUUCUCCGAGAAGGACGAGCAGCUUCGCCAAAUUCUGGCCAAACUCGAUGCCAUUGAAGACGAGAGCGCUAUCUCAUCCUUGUCACACGACGACAUCGUCGCCGUUCGUAGACAGCUCGCUGAAGGCCAGACUCUUCUCCGCGACACCGUCGACCGUCUCCGCCAGACUCAAGAGGAGAAUGAGAUGCACUCUCGUCGCCGCGAUGAGCUCGAGGCUCGUAUCGCUACCCUCGAGGCCGAAUACGAGGAGCUUCUUGAGAAGACUAUUAACGACGAGGAAGUCAGCAACGUCGACGUCGCUGAGUCGAUGGCGGAGCUCAAGAACAAGCUCGAGGCUCAGUACACCGCGAAGCGUGAUGCUCAUCUCAGCGAGGCGCAGGAUCUCAAGCAGCAAUUGGACAUCCGGAGCAAUGAGAUCAGAAGUCUCAACGCCACAAUUGACGGCCUCAAGAGCGUGAACGAGGAGCUCAAGCGUGCGUUCGCUACGACCUCCGCUGGCAUUGAAGGCGGCAAGAACUUGGCUGAGUCUGCUCAGGAUUUGGAGAGGACACGCAAAGCAAUUAGCGUCCAACUGGCAGAGUUUGAUGGCGUCAAGAAGUCCCUUAUGCGUGAUCUGCAGAACCGCUGCGAGAAGGUUGUUGAGCUCGAGAUUCAGCUUGACGAGAUCAAGGAGCAGUACAAUAACGUCAUCCGCAACAGCAACAGCAAGGCUCAGCAGAAGAAGAUGGCCUUCUUGGAGCGUAAUUUGGAACAGCUUACCCUCGUACAGAAACAGCUUGUGGACCAGAACUCCGCUCUGAAGAAGGAAGCGGGCAUUGCCGAGCGUAAAUUGCUUGCCCGGAACGAGCGCAUCCAGAACCUUGAGGCGCUCCUGCAGGACGCGGACCGCCGUCUGGCGAUUCAGAACCAGAAGUUUGAGGCACAGCUGCAGCAGGUGAAGGAGCGCUUGGACCAGGCGCGCGCACAGAAAGCAGCGGCAUCUUCGCCGUUGAGCUUCGGACGCAUCGCCAAGCCGCUACGUGGAGGGGGAGGAGCCGCUUCGGCGAACGCUUCGACGAUGAGCUCGCCUGUUGGUGCGAGCGGGGCAAACCCACUUGCCCGAGUGCAGAAUGACGAGAGCUCCUCGGGAGCGAAGCGGGCCUCGUGGUUCUUCAACUCAUCGCGAUGAAUUAAUUUUUUUUCCGUUUCAUUGCGCUGUGUCUGCAUCAUACCCACUGCCUGUAUCUGUCGCAUGUCGUCAAUGUUGAAUUGUUU
Messenger RNA from Phanerochaete carnosa HHB-10118-sp, 3152 nucleotides. RefSeq lists its product as uncharacterized. Gene Ontology annotation, molecular function: ATP binding; microtubule motor activity; microtubule binding. Gene Ontology annotation, biological process: microtubule-based movement. Bases 163 to 3066 code for a protein of 967 amino acids. Lineage: Eukaryota; Fungi; Basidiomycota; Agaricomycetes; Polyporales; Phanerochaetaceae. The transcript is spliced from 17 exons. The record is from RefSeq and is a predicted model, not a curated record.